UUGAUACAGUCUGACGUCUAAGUGACGAGACAAUUACUUAAAUCGAAGUAUCAGACUAUCAACGAGAUAGCAUAAACGCACACGCACGCACGCACGCAUAAAAAAUUCCGGCUAUUUCCGUAAAAUCGGGCUUGGCAUUUGGAAAACGUUAGCGGCGCUGACAAUCGAUUGUCUCGAGGGUAGACUCCGAUUCCGACGUCUCUCCGACACUCGAUUCUCCGAUAUGCCGCUAAGCUCGUAGCCCACAGUUGACACAUAAGCAGCCGUUUACUGAUGGUGAUUCAAAAGCUCGUCGUUUAACCGUCGUUUUCGCGAGAAUCGCAGGAUGCUGACCCGCUGUGAUAUUUUUCAUUUCAAAGUACUUAUACUCGCGUGUCUCCUGAUACAUUUGCCAAACAAUAUAGCGGAAGAAAUAGGAGAAGGAGCAGUUUCGCUUACCUAUAAUAAUAUUGAUGCAACAUUAGCUGAGAAUGAACUUGUAUUUAUAAAUUUCUAUGCACAAUGGUGUCGCUUUAGCAACUUACUAGCUCCAAUUUUUGAUAAAGCUGCAGACAAGAUUAGAGCAGAAUUUCGAGAACCAGGAAGAGUAGUAAUGGCUAAAGUGGAUUGUGACCAAGAAACAUCUGUAGCAUCUAGGUUUCAUAUAAGCAAAUACCCAACAUUAAAAGUAAUAAGAAAUGGUCAACCAACCAAAAGAGAGUACAGGGGUCAACGAUCAAUCGAAGCAUUCCAAGAAUUUGUCAGGAAGCAACUGGAAGAUCCCAUUAGAGAAUUUUUUGAUUUAAGAGAACUUAAUGAACUUGAUGAUAAAAAGCGUAUGAUUAUUGGAUAUUUUGACAGAAAAGAUAUACCAGAAUAUGAAUUAUUCAGAAAGGUUGCCACUAAUUUGAAGGAUGAUUGCCAAUUCCAUGUUGGUUUUGGCACAUGCUCCAAUCAAAACUGUGAAAUUGGACAGCACUUUCAUUUGCUGAAUGCGAGUAAUGCACUGCAUCCUCCAGGAGAGCCUAUUAUUGUCUUCCGAUCCGAUAAAGCCCUAUCCAAUGAUGAAGAUGAAACUUAUAGAGGAAGUUUGACUAAUUAUGAUGAAUUAAAUGUAUGGGCACAAGAAAAGUGUGUUCCGCUUGUAAGAGAAAUAACGUUCGAAAAUGCGGAAGAACUAACAGAAGAAGGGCUGCCAUUCCUUAUACUAUUCCAUGCUCCCGAUGACAUAGAAAGUGUCAAGCUGUACAAAGAUAUUGUAACUAGAACAUUAAUAAGCGAGAAACAAAAUGUUAAUUUCUUAACCGCUGAUGGCCUGAAAUUUGCACACCCACUGCAUCAUUUAGGAAAAAGCACAGCAGAUCUACCAUUGAUUGCAAUAGAUAGCUUUAGACAUAUGUACCUGUUCAAAGAUUUCAAUGACAUAUAUGUGGAAGGAAAACUUAAAGCAUUUCUUCAAGACUUAUAUUCUGGCAAACUUCAUCGUGAAUUUCAUUACGGUCCUGAGAUCACUAGUAAUGAUAUACCACAAGUUACUGGAAAACAAGUGAAAACGCCCACAACACCACCAGAGUCUGCAUUCAAGAAACUGGCGCCAAGCAAAAAUAGGUAUACAAUAGUUAAGGAUGAACUGUAAUGAGAUUGGAGUGUAGUGUGAUGCAGUGAGAUUUUCGUAAUUAAUUUAUAUACAGUUACUAAUAAAUUGGAUAAAGUGAGUCACAUAGCGACUUUCCAAUUCAAUAUACAUGUUUCAUAAUAUAUUUCAUAAUAUAUUUGUAACAUGAGUCUUCUAAAAUCUCGAUGAAUCCGUUUUUUCUUCUCUAACUUGUAUCCCUUCCAUAUUUUUAGCGGGAUCGUGAUUUUUGAUUUAUUCACUUGUUAUUUAAUAAGACGACAUUAUUUAAAAUUGUUUGUUAGCUGCUUAUAUAAUUUUCAUAUCCAAGAAAUAUGACAUAAUACAUAUAAGAAAAUCCUCAUACAUUGGUGCAAUUUAUUGUCGGCAUAAAAAGAAAUGGCAAAAAAAAGUAAAAUAUUCUUUUGCUUUUGAUAUUUUAAUUCUUUUGUAAAUGUGAGUUGCCGAAAAUAGUUUUUUGUAAUGACAGUAAAAUGUCAAAUUUUAUAUCUACCAGUGUCAAUAAUUAUGUAUCAGAUUUUUGUAUGUAUAUUAUUAUUAUGAAGCAACCAUGUAAUUUAAUGUCGUUAUUGUUGAUUUAUACAAUUUCGAUAUAAAUCUGAAAUAUGUUUUUGUAUGUAAAAAAGUUUAAUUUACUCCGUAUCCCUUAUAUUCAGUAGCUCUUACACAAUCAAUAUUAUUCAU
This is a messenger RNA of Camponotus floridanus (Florida carpenter ant), 2296 nucleotides long. RefSeq names its product endoplasmic reticulum resident protein 44 (gene ERp44). The transcript has 7 exons. NCBI's taxonomy places the organism in Eukaryota, Metazoa, Arthropoda, Insecta, Hymenoptera, Formicidae. Bases 326 to 1615 code for a protein of 429 amino acids. The record is from RefSeq and is a predicted model, not a curated record.